AUGGAUAAAUUGCAUUCUAGCAGCGAUGAAGAAAGUGAGAUGAGUAAUGCUACCGUUAUAGAGCAAUCGAGCAACUUCUCUAAUAUUUAUGAGGUACCCCCAUCUGAAAAAAGUGUGAAAGACGUUGUUUCUGAAGCUUGGUCCAACUACGAUGAAAAAGAACAAAUGUCGGAAUCGAUCACUAAAGCAAUUGAAGGGCUCGAGCAAAACGUUAUGAACUCUGAUGUUGAAAAAGAGUUCAUCAACGAGGGGUCAAUUGGAAGCAAUUCGUCCGAGGAUCAUCGAUUCGUCGAAACUGAAAAGAAAAGUUUCAAGGCAAUAAAGGAAACAGUGGACGAAACUCCGUCGCAAUUUUUUCCGCAAACCAGUAUUCAUGCAAUACACAAUCUUGCCUCUGAAAAGGAUUUAGUGCAAACUCCGAGAAGUAAAGAAGAUGAAGAAGCGAUAAGAUAUCUGCGAGGAAUCGUCCCUCAUCAUUCGAGCAGUGAUAGCGUGGAUAAACCGCGUUAUAGUGAAAUUGAGAAACAAAUUCAAAGCAAAAAAUUUGAGGUUGAGAAGAAGAUUUCUGCUCCAGUAAUUAGUAAAGAGCCUCAGCGCCACGUAGAUUCAAGGUAUGCUCCAGAGUUGAGGCCAAAAGACGUCAUGGAAAAUGUCAGUUCUUCGUAUGGUGGUACCGGUGGUGGUGGUAGCGGUAAUGAUAUACAUGAACAUUACCUCAGUCAUACAUCGUUCAAAGACAUUUUCUCGGAACCCGAAAAAGAUUACAAAUCGAUCGCAAUCGUCUGGGACUUCAGUCGACAAGUGUUUGAUUAUACUCGUAUAUAUCUCUACAUUAUUCUGAGCACCGUUUUUGGGAUAAUUUUAGCUGCCAUUGCUGGAAUUCUUGUAGCGCUAUUCACGUUUCUUAAUAUUUGGAUCAUUCGGCCACUUCUCCAGCUCAUUCGUAUUUCGUUGUCACAAGUGGCAUUCAUCUGGCCAAUGCUGCUUCUAUAUGUUGUUCGCCCAGUUUUUUAUUCCAUUGGAGCGAUUUUCUCUACCAUUCAACUGAAAACUUCUAAUUCGGUGCCUGCAGUUGAAGUGUGGGAAAAUCACGUACACUUGGUUUAA
Caenorhabditis bovis is the source of this 1107-nucleotide messenger RNA. The record is from the annotation of a GenBank genome assembly. Lineage: Eukaryota; Metazoa; Nematoda; Chromadorea; Rhabditida; Rhabditidae.